AUGGCAAGACGAUCCCCAGCCCGCCUCCUCCUCACACUAGCAACACCCCCCUUACUAGUGGGUUACGGCACGCAUUUCUGGCUAAACUCACUGGAAGCAAGAUAUCCCCAUAUUGCUCCAGAUAGAUCUAGCACCGAGCCUCUCCGUACACCAGCCAACUCAACAACUCAACAUGUCCCCCACGUCGACAUCUACGCCGCCCGGAUCCGCCUCCGCGACCUCCAAGCACGGACCAGCAACCCCACAGAAAAUCCCACGAAACAAGACCUGAACAUUGCCUGGGCGCAAUCACUACUGAACUGCACUGCACUGCGACUAGAAGGAAAAGUGAUCGGACUCUUCCGCAAGUGUAAAUUCGACCCAGGCGAUCUGGGCACUACCCCGGCAGGAUUUGGCCCCGAUCCCGAGACGGGGGCCCCGCGCGAGCUUCUGAAUGGGGGUAUGACUGUUAUUCGACAGCCGGUGGGCGACGAGCCUUUGUUAGUGAAGUGGGAGAUUUCGGAUGGACCGCGGCGGUUCUUCGAGGUGAUCUCUCGUUGGGGGUAUCCGUGGCGCUUGAUGACGGGUGGACGGCAUGAGAUGAGUGUGGAAGGGCCGUUUGACGGUGAAGGGGAUGAGGAGGGUCUAGGGCCGUUCGUGGAAGUGCGCUUCGCUUCGGCGCACACGUAUGAGAUUGUACCCGCGGAGGGAAGUCUUUCACAGCAGAAGACUAUCCCCAAAUGGGUUGCGAGGUUGCAUCGUGGGUAUGCAAGACUUUUGUUGGAUACUGCUGUGAAGGAGUUGGUGGAGGGGACGGAGUGA
Messenger RNA from Aspergillus bombycis, 801 nucleotides. RefSeq lists its product as uncharacterized. Bases 1 to 801 code for a protein of 266 amino acids. The record is from RefSeq and is a predicted model, not a curated record. Lineage: Eukaryota; Fungi; Ascomycota; Eurotiomycetes; Eurotiales; Aspergillaceae. The transcript has a single exon.